Mastomys coucha (southern multimammate mouse) is the source of this 4333-nucleotide messenger RNA. It is a transcript of the gene Svop, whose product is annotated as SV2 related protein. Lineage: Eukaryota; Metazoa; Chordata; Mammalia; Rodentia; Muridae. The transcript is spliced from 17 exons. The coding region runs from base 1333 to 2976 and encodes 547 amino acids. Gene Ontology annotation, cellular component: membrane. Gene Ontology annotation, biological process: transmembrane transport. Gene Ontology annotation, molecular function: transmembrane transporter activity. The record is from RefSeq and is a predicted model, not a curated record.
AUUUUAAAUUUAAAAGCCCCAGUGAGCUGGCUACUACAGCGCACUGGUCAGCUGUCCGCGUUUAAAUAGGAAUGAGCAAUGACUGGCAAGCGCUCGCAGAAACAGGAACCCAUGGGAAUAUUAGGUGGUGUGCGUGUCACUGGCAGUUCCUCAAAAUUUUAAACAUUUAUCUGUUUUUACCCUCAAAGAGGUAAAAAUCAAGGACUCAGAAAUCUGUAAGGCCAUGAUUGUCACUGAUUUCUCCACAAGGAACAAAAGAUGGGAGCAGCCUAAGUCCCGUCAGCAGGUGAACGGACAAACUGGGGUAUGUCCAUACGAUGGAAUAUUAGUCAGUUUUUACAAAGGAGAGGGAAUCUAAACUGGACUUGGGAGGGGUUCAAGCCAGUAACCUUAGCCAUUCAGGAAGCUGAGGCAGGAAGACCAUAAACUCAAAGCUAGCCUUGGCUAUCUUAGGGCUAUCUUAGUGAGUUUAGGGCUAGCCUGGGUAUCUUAGUGAAACUGACAAUUUCAAAAGUAAAAAGAACGAUAGGUAUAUCUCAGCGAUCUAGUGUUUGCCUCUUGUGCACAAAGCCCUAGAUUCGAUUCCAAGGACUGAAAAAGAGCAGGACUAACAUCUUACUGGUUCACUUCCUCUCUGGGGCACUCAGAUUUGCCUCAGAUCUGCAGAGACAGAGAAUGACUGCUGGGUGCAGAAGCAAUGGUGAGUUGGGGCUCAAGGGAACAGAGUCUGAGAUGUAAAGGUGAACCAGGUCCAGAAAUGGGGGCACCGGCUUUGAGUAUUCUCUAUAUGCUACUGAACAGGACACUUAAAUUGGUUGGGGUGGCCAGGGUCAUGUUAUGGGCAUCUGACAUCAUCGAAAACAAACAAAGAGGGAGGAAGAAAUGAAGCUCUGGUUGUUCUUGAAUACCAAGGCACAUAUGACCAAGGAAGAGUCUCCUGUGAAUGUGUGUGGGGACAAGUCCGCAGCAUCAACUAAAUGACCCCCACGGCUGGUGGUAUCUCACAGCUCGGCCCUUGAGAAGUGUUGAAUGGAAAGGAAAAAGGGGAUUUCUGUAUAUUUUAUAUGCUUGAAAUAGUUCUGCACAAAGAAUUUUCCACAAGGGUUUGGAGUCCAUGGAGCUACGGCAGACCUGGGAAACGACCAGCCGAUGCAUUCUGGGAACGAUAAGGCAAUGCCUGACCCUGUGUCACAACAGAACCCAGGCCUAGAACAAAGGCACAGCUGUGCACAUGAGAAUUCCGGCUGCCAGUUCUGUGCAGAGCCCAACUGUCCAACUGUCAACUGAUCAGAACUCCAAUACCCCAUCCCCCACCCACCAAAUUCAACACAAAUGCCAGGUCUACCUGCCCAGAGCUCUGGACGGGUGGUGAAAUUCCGCCGCACAGGAGAGAGCGCUCGGUCAGAGGAAGACGCGGUUUCUGGGGAGCAUGACAUCCAGAUAGAGGGGGUCCGCGUGGGCCUAGAAGCCAUCGAGCUGGAUGAUGGAGCAGCUGUCCCCAAGGAGUUUGCCAAUCCCACCGAUGACACUUUCAUGGUGGAAGAUGCGGUGGAAGCCAUUGGGUUUGGAAGAUUCCAGUGGAAGCUCUCUGUUCUCACCGGCUUGGCUUGGAUGGCAGAUGCCAUGGAGAUGAUGAUUCUGAGCAUCCUGGCUCCUCAGCUGCACUGCGAAUGGCGUCUCCCCAGCUGGCAGGUGGCACUGCUCACUUCGGUGGUCUUCAUCGGCAUGAUGUCCAGUUCCACGCUCUGGGGAAACAUCUCGGAUCAGUAUGGCAGGAAAACAGGACUGAAGAUCAGUGUGCUCUGGACCCUGUACUACGGCAUCCUCAGCGCCUUCGCACCCGUGUAUAGCUGGAUCCUGGUGCUCCGAGGCCUGGUGGGCUUUGGGAUCGGAGGGGUGCCCCAGUCGGUGACACUCUACGCCGAGUUCCUUCCCAUGAAGGCCAGAGCCAAGUGUAUUUUGCUGAUUGAGGUCUUCUGGGCCAUCGGGACUGUGUUCGAGGUGCUUCUGGCUGUGUUCGUGAUGCCCAGCCUGGGCUGGCGCUGGCUGCUCCUGCUCUCUGCCGCUCCACUGCUCCUCUUCGCUGUUCUGUGCUUCUGGCUGCCAGAGAGUGCUAGGUAUGAUGUGCUGUCCGGGAACCAGGAAAAGGCAAUUGCUACUUUAAAACGGAUUGCGACAGAAAAUGGAGCCCCCAUGCCUCUGGGAAAGCUCAUCAUCUCCAGACAGGAAGACCGAGGCAAAAUGAGGGACCUUUUCACACCCCACUUUCGUUGGACAACUCUGCUGCUUUGGUUUAUAUGGUUCUCCAAUGCCUUCUCUUAUUACGGCUUGGUUCUGCUCACCACAGAACUCUUCCAGGCGGGAGAUGUCUGCAGCAUCUCCAGCCGGAAGAGGGCAGUGGAAGCCAAAUGCAGCUUGGCCUGUGAGUACCUGAGCAAAGAGGAUUACAUGGACCUGCUGUGGACCACCCUGUCUGAGUUCCCAGGUGUCCUUGUGACUCUGUGGGUCAUCGACCGCCUGGGCCGUAAGAAGACCAUGGCUCUGUGCUUCAUCAUCUUCUCCCUCUGCAGCCUCCUGCUGUUCAUCUGCAUUGGAAGAAAUGUACUAACCCUCUUACUGUUCAUUGCAAGAGCGUUUAUUUCUGGAGGCUUCCAAGCAGCCUAUGUUUACACGCCUGAGGUGUAUCCCACGGCGACGAGGGCACUGGGCCUGGGCACCUGCAGCGGCAUGGCGAGAGUGGGCGCUCUCAUUACUCCGUUCAUAGCUCAGGUGAUGCUGGAAUCUUCUGUGUACUUGACCCUGGCUGUCUACAGUGGCUGCUGCCUCCUGGCUGCCGUGGCCUCCUGCUUUCUGCCCAUCGAGACCAAAGGCCGAGCACUGCAGGAGUCCAGCCACCGGGAGUGGGGCCAGGAGAUGGUUGGCCGAGGGACAAACAGCGCAGGUGUCCCCAGGUCGAACUCUGGCUCUCAGGAGUAGUGACCCCUGGGAGUUGAGCUAGUCUUUGAGGCUUGGAGCCCAGGGAGCUGGCAGAGCCCAGCUGGGCCACUUACGGUCACUGCCGACAACAAGAACUUUCCCGAGAGGGCGAUGUGGACCGACAGGGUUUUGUGUCUCCGCUGUGUUUGGCCAUGUUCAUCAUUGAGGGUCACCCGCCCCAGGACGAUGGGGCUGCAUUCACUCCAGAGGGGGUUCUCUGUGGUGGGGGACGGUUUGUACAUCACCAUGGAUCUGCAUGUUGAAGCUGCUCAUGAGGGAGGGCCCCAGGGUGCUCAGGGCCAGCUGGGCAGAUGUCACAUGGCUACCCAGUCAUACCCUUGGAGAGCCACUGCCCAAAGAUCUCCAAAGACACGGUGUCGGCCCAGACCCCUGUGACACCUGUCAUGUUGUCCGGUAGGUUUCUCCUGCGUCCAGGCCUCAGGAAAUCUUUGGAAUGAAGGCGAGUAAGCUAGUGUCUGGCUAGAGCAGCUUUUCUGGAGCCUGACCCCACCCCCCUCCAUGCUGCAUCCAUGGCUGGGCCCCUCUAGAUGCCUCUCCAAGGCCUGCUGGAUAAAAACUGGCUGAUGAGUGUGCUUUUGAAUUUGAGCCAAGUAGCUCCCAUUGGCCCCUUCUGGCUGCAGAGGGUCCUGUCAUAUUUCUGGGGAGAGCUAGGUCCCCACCAGGCGGCAGACUCAGAAAGUUGUUAACCCAUUCCCUGACUUGGAAACUGGAGACUGAGGCCUGGCAGAGGGGAGACUUAACACCCCAAACCAAAGCCAGAGUCACUCCUGAAGUACUUAAGGCCUUUCUGGGCCCUCUCUCUUGGCUCCCCGCUCAGCCCUACCAGCCGGCUAGCCCUACUAGCUGGCUAGCCCUACUAGCCUGGUUUACGAAGGCUUCCAUACUUGGCUGUGUUUAAGUGGCGGCUGAGGAGGAAUCUCCAAGUGCAGGCCCACUAAGUCCUGGGACCAGGAACCUGUUGCCCUUUCUGGGUCUGUCUCUGCUUUCUCUCAUGCUCCUCUGUCAAGGGCAAUGCUGGCCCUACAGAGGCAGAUCCUAGGAGGAUGUCCUGGCACAAAGCUCAGGAAAGCCCGUGUCAGAGGGAGAGAGAAGGCCAUUGUCAUGGCCUCAGGAGGAAGGAAGGACUGGAGGUAGGUAGGUCUGGAGGCAGUCCAUGCAUAAUCCCAGAUUCCGGAACACACGAGCCACCUUCUGAGCUUCAGGAAGGAAACUCGCAGGGGGAGGAAGGAGACUGCCAGGCCCCACUAGAGGCCAGAGGAAACUGGCUAGUGCUCAAUGCAAGGAAGCCAAAUGUGCGUUGUGCGUUCAUCUCUUAUUAAAACGUUGGUGACAGACA